Molecule: messenger RNA, 1159 nt
Organism: Acanthopagrus latus (yellowfin seabream)
Lineage: Eukaryota; Metazoa; Chordata; Actinopteri; Spariformes; Sparidae
Exons: 2
Coding region: 53-298 (81 amino acids)
Source: RefSeq, a predicted model, not a curated record
CAUAACGUGUUUUCUUUGCACGCUCAGGCUGGCAACCUUUGAUCCAGGGCUAAUGGAGUUAUCACUGAUGGCAGCACAGCAUUUCCCGGCUGUGAGCGGGGCCUUCAUGGAUUCUCCAUACAAUGGCAACACGUCCUUGCAGACGUCCACCUCCAACCUCAACGCCGGCUACUCUCGACCCUCAGAAGCAGAGGAUGAUGGGAAAGUGUCCAGUGACACCAUUUGGCUGUGGAUUGCUGUGCUGGCAACCAUUGGCAACAUUGUGGUGGUGGCUGUGGUUUGCGCCUGUGCCUUCUGACGAGAUGGAAGCAAAAGUACUGUCAGAUAAUGGGAAAUCUUGUAUAGCCUGAUAAAUAUAUUUUUCUUCAGAUAUGAUGUAAAUAGCCUUACUUUUAGAUCGACGAGGGUGAGCUUUGGUUUGAAAGGGAAUUUACAUGGGAUUUUUAAUUCAAUUAUUUUUGGCAUUUUUCUCACCAAAUUAAAUGAAAAUAAAUUAAAAAUCAGGAACACAAAACUUUAUUAAUUCAUUUAAAUGACAUGAUGAUCUGACAGAGAGAGAGAGGGAGAGAAAGAGAGACAAUGUCAAACACUAUCUAUUCAGUUCUCAAGUGCAAAACAUUUAAGACAAGCUUCAAAAUUAAGUUUGAACAUGACUUGGAGUCACAAUGAGCGACUUUGAGAACUGCUACUGAGACUAAUCUCACUUAAAAAGCUGGAAAACUUCACACUGACCAAACAAGACCACAGCGAGACUGAUAUCAUGCAUGAUUAUCCUUUGUUGAACCCUUUUUGUAACCAGCAAGAAAGCUACUCUGCACACAUCUGGAUCAACCAAAUCGAGCCGACAGAACACUAAAACAAUAGAUGUUCCAUCCAUCAGUAUCAGCAACCACUCAAUCAUUUGUGAUUAAUGCACUAGCUUAAAACUCAGCAUUAUGAAGACACCAUGGCUUAUCAUCGCUAUUACAUAAGCAGCUCAUAUGCGUUUUAAUUAUCUGUGAAAUUAACACGUGCUUUCUUAAAAACUCAAGAGGAGUGAAACUACGUUCAGAAAAAAACUUGCCCCCAGGUUUGCCCUUUGUAGUUUGAGAGUCUAAAUGAGUCACAGGGAUGUUUAUUCCAGCCUCCACGUGAACACCAUAUUAACAUAUUUCAUUAG